UCCCAUUUCUUCACACCGUUCCAGAACGACCAAUCCAGUAAUAUCUCCAAUUAGCUCCACCAUGAAGUUGCUUCUCGUCCUCGCUGCCUCCCUGGCAGUCGCCGCCGCCGGCACUGUCGACCCAGCCCUCAGCCUGGCCAUCCAACAAGGUUCCACCGAGGCGAUCCUUGCACUUCCCGCAAUCGUCGACCAAGUCCAGUCCAACCCAUCGCUCUUGUCCCUCUCUGGUGACGCCAAGGUGUCCGCCCUCGUCGCCUCCCUGCAAGGACUCACCUCCGCUGCACAGGCCCCUUACGUCCAGGUUGCUUCUUCCCUCGGCCUCGAGACCCAGACUUACUGGGGAUCCAACAUCAUCCACGUCAAGGGUUUGACCUCCCAGACUCUCGCCUCCUUGGCUGCCACCCCCGGAGAUUUCACCCUCCGCAAGGAAGUCACCGUCCGAAUGACCCCAUCCGUCAUCGUCGAGUCAAAGAACAUUAGCCAAGCCGCGCAAUGGGGUGUUGAGAAGAUCAGGGCACCAGAGGCCUGGGCUCGUACUCAAGGUGAGGGCAUCGUCGUUUGCAUCAUCGAUACCGGAGUUAAUCUUGGCCACGUUGCUCUCGCUGACGCGUACGGUGGUGCCUGGAGCGACCCGUACUACAACACUGCUGGACCAACUGACCAACAAGGACACGGAUCUCACUGCACUGGAACCAUUCUUGGACGUGCCAACGGUGUUGGUGUCGCCCCAGCUGCCCAAUGGGUCGCCUGCCGUGGACUUAACCACCAAGGAUCCGGAACUGAGGCUAACCUCAUCAAUUGCGCCCAAUGGGUCUUGACCGCCAACCCCAGACCAAACAUCGUCUCCAACUCGUGGGGCGGUGGUGGUAACGAUCCAUGGUACAACCAGGUUGUCUCUGCCUGGCGAACGGCUGAUAUCAUUCCAGUUUUCGCCAUCGGAAACUCAGGAUCCUCCUGCAGGUCCGUCAUCUCCCCUGGAGAUCAGCCCAACCUCAUCUCCGUCGGAGCCACCACUGACACCGACGCCAUGGCGACCUUCUCCUCCCGAGGACCCAACGCAGCAGGAGCACUCAAACCAGAAGUCUCCGCACCAGGGAACAACAUCGUAUCUUGCGGAACUGGAGCCAACAACUACGUCACCAUGUCCGGAACUUCAAUGGCCACCCCCCACACCGCUGGAGCCAUCGCUCUUCUCAUGUCCGCCAACCCAAGCUUUGGAUACGACGAGAUCCUCGAUGCCCUCUCCACCUCCGCAGCCCACCCAACCGUCUCCAGUGCUGACAGGAAUUGCGGACUUCCCGGACCUGGAGAUUUCCCCAACCAAGCUUUCGGUCACGGACGUAUCGAUAUUGCUGCUGCUCUUGGUCUUUAAAUUGAGUGAUCACAACUUGUUUUAAACAAACCAAAUUAUUUUCAAAUUGGAAUAUCCCCAUAAAUAAAAUUUAGUUUCAAAAAUAAUCAA
Folsomia candida is the source of this 1462-nucleotide messenger RNA. Its product is annotated as bacillopeptidase F. Gene Ontology annotation, biological process: proteolysis. The coding region runs from base 62 to 1372 and encodes 436 amino acids. The record is from RefSeq and is a predicted model, not a curated record. NCBI's taxonomy places the organism in Eukaryota, Metazoa, Arthropoda, Collembola, Entomobryomorpha, Isotomidae. The transcript is spliced from 3 exons. Gene Ontology annotation, molecular function: serine-type endopeptidase activity.